GUUGGCCACCCUGGUAACCACAGACACACUCUGUCAUCUGUCAGAAAUUACGCACUUGUUCUAUGCUCACUAACCACAAAAUACCAAAAUGGCUGCCGUUGUUCGAAUUAAACGCCGUUUGGACGAAGAUCCUCUCGAAACGUUGGUUUUAAAUUGCAAAAGGCGAAAAACCAACGGCAGUGAUGAAGCACAGCAGCAGGAUUUGUCAGCAGUGCUGCGAUUGGCUGGGACGUCGCAGAAGGAGGAGAAUAUCGAGACUUUGCUGCGUAAGCAUCGGCUGCCCGACAGAAACGAGCUGAAGGAACAGUAUAAGAAGCACCCCGUGAACAUAAGUGCGAAAAAUCGAUGUGAUUCACAGGAGGCGUCGAAGAACAGUCGGUACAAGGUGGUGAACUGCUUCAGAAGACAGCUCGUCGACCAAGAGACAAGCCCAGAACUAGCGGUUGAGGGCAGUAGCAGCUCAGAAGUGACGGUUUUCGAUAUAGAGACUGAAACCAGUCGGCCCCCCGUGGAGGCAAAUGCGGAGCCAGCAGAGGCCCGUUAUGUGUACGACUUCUACUACACAAGUUCGGAUGAUUUUGGCGAAGCCGAUAUUCAAGACUCUGUUAGUAUCCAUAGACUAAAUGAUCCCGUGGAGUUCGGCGCUGCUGAAGAUUACGACCUGGUUGAUGAUGCCUCUGAUGAAGACACUGAUGAUUCGAAUGCGGAGAACAAUUGGAAGAACGAUUAUCCCGAGGACGAUGAAUUCGAUAGUAUCAAUGAGGAAGAUAUGGUUCAAGCUGCGAAUAAACUGAACGAAGACGUGCUCUCAAGCGACUCAGGCGAAGAGAACUUCGUGUACAGCCAGGACGAACUGCUCUAUGGGAAAGAGUAUGCCCGAUUUAAAGCCAAGCACCAGGACGUGAAGCCUACAGGAAUGAGCAACGAUUUUUACUACGGCGACAUUGACAAAGAUGAACAGAUUUAGUGAAGUGUUUUUCAAUUUUUAUAAGUUAGUAGUUUGUAGGAUUUUGUUGGAAUUUACCAGAAUUUGAAGGAA
Messenger RNA from Dendroctonus ponderosae (mountain pine beetle), 1039 nucleotides. RefSeq names its product probable RNA polymerase II nuclear localization protein SLC7A6OS (gene fs(2)ltoPP43). The transcript is spliced from 4 exons. The record is from RefSeq and is a predicted model, not a curated record. The coding region runs from base 89 to 967 and encodes 292 amino acids. Gene Ontology annotation, biological process: developmental process. NCBI's taxonomy places the organism in Eukaryota, Metazoa, Arthropoda, Insecta, Coleoptera, Curculionidae.